AUGCAGCAGCAUCCAAUUUUUCCAUAUCCGCCUUCCCGGGCCGGGUACUGGGCCCCUAUAACUUCAACACUGAACUGGUGCGAAGAGAGCGCCUUCCUUGGUUACCUCACAGUCGGCUUCGGCAGCUUCCUCUUCCACGCUACCCUGAAAUACCCCAUGCAACUCGUCGACGAGCUUUCUAUGAUCUACACAACCUGUUUAGUCUGCUAUGCCACAUUUUCCUACUCCAAACCUACGAAAACUCGCGUACUCCUAGCCCUAUUCCUCCUGGCCCUUGCUAUUGUCAUAACUUUAUACUACCACUAUAUCCAAAACCCAAUCUUCCACCAAAACGCCUAUGCUCUUCUCACGGCUAUUGUUCUUCUUCGCAGCAUGUGGGUCAUGGAGGCUGCGCUGCGGCCAUCGUGGCGCAAUAAAGGCCUGGAACGAAACCAACAGCUUCACUCCUACGAAGACAUGCGUGACCUGAAGAUCUUGCAUACUAUGUGGGUUAUGGUGGCUUACGGCCUCGCCACCUUCUUGGGCGGCUUCGCGAUCUGGAAUCUGGACAAUGUGUUCUGCUCCCGCUUGCGCGGAUGGCGAAGAAAGAUCGGGCUGCCCUGGGGCAUCCUAUUGGAAGGUCACGGCUGGUGGCAUCUUAUGACUGGAAUUGGCGCCUACAUGUACAUUGUCUGGGGAAUAUGGCUACGUCACUGUCUGAAUGGACGCCAGGAAGAAUAUCAAUUACAAUGGCCCCGCAUUUAUAGUUUUCCGGACGUCGUUCGCGUUUCAAAUCAGGGCAAGAGGAGCACAAAUGGUUCGACCAAGUUACCAGCGGCGCAUAAACCAUAUCAUAAUGGUAUGGCGAAGAAGAUCAAUUAG
Messenger RNA from Histoplasma mississippiense, 861 nucleotides. RefSeq lists its product as hypothetical. The coding region runs from base 1 to 861 and encodes 286 amino acids. The record is from RefSeq and is a predicted model, not a curated record. Gene Ontology annotation, biological process: ceramide biosynthetic process; ceramide catabolic process. Gene Ontology annotation, cellular component: endoplasmic reticulum membrane. The transcript is spliced from 4 exons. Lineage: Eukaryota; Fungi; Ascomycota; Eurotiomycetes; Onygenales; Ajellomycetaceae.